Lathyrus oleraceus (garden pea) is the source of this 561-nucleotide messenger RNA. RefSeq lists its product as uncharacterized. The coding region runs from base 1 to 561 and encodes 186 amino acids. Gene Ontology annotation, molecular function: nucleic acid binding; zinc ion binding. Lineage: Eukaryota; Viridiplantae; Streptophyta; Magnoliopsida; Fabales; Fabaceae. The record is from RefSeq and is a predicted model, not a curated record. The transcript has a single exon.
AUGUUAGCCUCUCGGCAGGUUUUCACUGAUAACUGCAACAAGGGGAUGGCUGAGGAAGUCAUCAAAGCUAACACGCAUAACGUCAUGCAGUUCGACCGAGAGAGAUUUUAUUUCAUGGCCCAAGAGAAGAUUAAUCAUAACGACGGUCGACCAACCGGAACGUUCAGCGUUGAUCUGAGGAAACAACACUGUGACUGUGGGAAAUUUCAGGCAUUUCACUUACCUUGCUCCCAUGUAAUCGCAGCAUGUUCGAGCAUACGCCAGGACUAUUCCAUUCACAUUCCAGACGUCUUCAAAAUUCUUAACGUCUUCAAGGUCUAUCAAGAGAGUUUCCUAGGACUUCUCCAUGAGGAGAAUUGGCCACAAUAUGAAGGAUUUGCUCUUUGCCACGACGACUCUAUGAGAAGGAGGAAGAAAGGGCGCCCAAACAGCACCAGGAUUAGAACCGAGAUGGAUGACGUUGAGAAGGAGAAGAGAAGGUGUGGAAUUUGUCGUGAAAUAGGACACAUGCGUAGGAAAUGUCCUAAUGUUGCAGGACCAUCCCAACGACCUUCCAGAUGA